AUGGCUGUUAUUGAACUGAUAUUCCCCAAGUUCAAGCCAGAUCAGACUUCAAUCGACGAGCUCGAACUCAACUGGCCUAUUAUAAGCCCAAAAUUGACUAACCCAAAUCCGGGAAUCGUGCGUGCUUUUCGCGGAUGGAUUCUCACCGAGAAUGGGCAUAAUGUGAGAGAGGAGAAUAGGGCAUUUCUGCUUUUUGAAUGGAAUAAAGUGGAAUCUUUCCACGCCUUCUUAGCCUCAAAUCAAUUUGCGGGUUUCGUUGCAGCCAUCGAGCAUCUGGCAACUGGUCCGUCCAUAUUACAGCUUUGUGAAGUCAACCUUAGCCCAAAGGAUGCGGCAUCUGCGUCUAAUGUUGAGAUCCUCCGAGUGGCCGUUCCAAGUGCUAUGAAAGUGGACGCGGCUCUGAAAAUGUGGGAGGAAAUAUCUCAGAAAGCUAAAGAUAAAUAUGGAGGUGAAGUUGCUAUCACUUACGGCAAAAGCCAGAAUCUUGAGGAAGUAAUCGUUGCAGGCAUCAUUGGAUGGUCGAGACCGGAGGGUUCUACUUAUGCUACAGGAGGAGGGGCCCUGGAAGAUUCUCUUGAGUUACUGAAGGCUUUGGGAGAUGUAUCACAUAUCACUGUCAGCAUUGGAGCUAUGGAGCUUCCACCUUUGUAA
Molecule: messenger RNA, 651 nt
Organism: Penicillium cataractarum
Lineage: Eukaryota; Fungi; Ascomycota; Eurotiomycetes; Eurotiales; Aspergillaceae
Exons: 3
Coding region: 1-651 (216 amino acids)
Source: RefSeq, a predicted model, not a curated record